Cyprinodon tularosa is the source of this 27961-nucleotide messenger RNA. It is a transcript of the gene syne1a, whose product is annotated as spectrin repeat containing, nuclear envelope 1a. NCBI's taxonomy places the organism in Eukaryota, Metazoa, Chordata, Actinopteri, Cyprinodontiformes, Cyprinodontidae. The transcript has 146 exons. Bases 397 to 26889 code for a protein of 8830 amino acids. Gene Ontology annotation, biological process: signal transduction. Gene Ontology annotation, molecular function: protein binding. The record is from RefSeq and is a predicted model, not a curated record. Gene Ontology annotation, cellular component: membrane.
GCACACAAACACUGUGAGUAUCACGCGUACUCUCUCAUCACACUCCCAAGCUGCUUAACAGGCAGGAAAAGCACCUAGUCUGACUGAGUCUGCAGUCCGUCACUGCAGGAUAGGACAGGACCGAGAGGAUGUGAAGAACGAGUGCAGACCCAACAAUUCGUCCUUCUGUUUUUACCUUAAAGCAACAGUUAAAGUGCUGUCAUCUGACGGCGUCCUUAGCUCCAGGAAGCUCUUCCCAGGUAGCCCUCUUCUCCCAAAAAAAAUUGAAAAGAAAAGGAGGAAAGAAAGCCAGCAAGGGCAGGAGCAAGGGCAAUUCUCUCCUGGAGCUUGUCGUGAACGUCCUCUCAAUGUCCUCAUGAAAAUGAGCAGGAACCUGCAUGAGGUCUGGGCUAAAAGAUGGCACGGCGAGUAGGAGGGGAAGGCUCCCCAAAAAAGACAUCUCUUAACCUGGUGACAGGGUUCCACCACUACCUCCGAGAUGAGCAGGAGGCGGUGCAGAAAAGGACGUUCACAAAGUGGAUCAAUUCCCACUUGGCAAAGCGUGUUCCUUCUCUUGAGGUGAAAGACCUCUUUGAUGACAUCAAGGAUGGUGUGAUGCUGCUGGCCCUCCUGGAAGUCCUCUCUGGACAAAAACUGCCAUGUGAGCAGGGCAAGAAACUAAAGAGGAUCCACUGGGUCGCCAAUAUUGGUACAGCUCUCAAGUUCCUUGAGGGUAGAAAAAUUAGGCUGGUAAACAUUAACUCCACCGACAUUGUGGAUGGACGCCCAUCGAUUGUACUUGGUUUGGUGUGGACAAUCAUACUGUAUUUCCAGAUUGAAGAGCUAACCAGCAGCCUACCAGAGCUGCAGGUCUUCUCCAGCAGUAACUCCUCCAUGGAUAGCUCCACCAGCAGCACUGACACCACCAGCCCACCUGUCAAACGGAGACCUCUGCCUCCUCUGCAAGGGGGAGCCAGAAAGGCUUUACUCAGAUGGGUUCAGCAGACAGCUACCAAAUGUCAAGGUCUUGACGUGAAAGACUUUGGCCCCAGCUGGCGCACUGGUUUAGCCUUUUUUGCUGUUAUCAAUGCCCUCCGGCCUAAUCUUGUAGACAUGGAGCAGGUAUGGAGGAGGUCAAAUCGAGAAAAUCUGCAAGAGGCGUUUCUAUUGGCUGAGACAGAGUUAGGCAUUCCACAGCUUCUUGAUCCAGCAGAUGUGGAUGUAGACAAGCCAGAUGAGAAAUCUGUCAUGACCUAUGUUGCCCAGUUCUUGAAGCAUCACCCUGACAGGAAGCAGAGCGACUCAGAAGAACAACCCGAAGAAGUGCAUGAGUUUGCUCCUCGGGACAUAGAGGAAAUGUUUGAGAGAGAACAGCGAAAGAGCCAGAGGGAACUCAAAAUGUGGCUCGAACACUUGGAGAAAGAGGCAGUACAGGCACAGGAGACUGAAGGCAGCCUUGAUGAACAGUACCAGCUCUUCAAAAGCUUGCAAGUCCAGUUGGAGAUGAAACGGAAGCAGGUGGAGGGAGCUUUACAGUCCACACAGCGGGAUGGGAUGCUGACUGUGGAUCAGGCUCUGGUCAAACAGGCCUGGGAACGGGUCUCCAACAGGCUUCUGGAUUGGCACCUUCAGCUGGAUAGAUCCCUGCCAGCUCCUCUGGGGACAGUUGGGGAAUGGCUACAUGAGGCUGAAGGAGCCCUGCGACAAGAGAUUACUGUUCAGCAGGGGCAUGAUAUCACAGCUAAUACUGUACACAAAGCUCUGCAGCAGCACAAGGAUGUGUUGAGAAGCCUGGAGAGUCACCAGCAGAUUUUUCAGAGAAUCCAUAGAGACAGAAGUGUGGACGGUGUCGCUGUUCCACAGGAUCAGCUCCAAGACAUGGCAGAGCGGAUGAACUUUGUUUCUACAUCCUCCAGCAUCCAUUUGGCCAGGAUGGCAUUCCUGGAGAACAAACAUCACAUGCAGGCCUUCCUCACACUGGCAGAGUCCAGGCUGAAAUCCUGGAUCAUCAAAUAUGGCCAUCAGGAAUCCGUCGAGCUGAUGCUCAACAACUAUAUUUCAUUUGUGGAGAAGCAACAUUUCUUUGAGAAUUAUGAAGCGCUGUUCCAGUCCCUCAAAGAGUCUGCAGAGGCCUACGUCAGUUUGGACAGCUCGGCGGAUGAGGGUGAGAUGGGAGUUCGCAGAUUUUUGCGAGAAGUGGUGACUCAGUGGAGGAGUCUGUCGAUGGAAGUGCGCAGUGUGAGGAGCAUGCUGGACGAGGUUCUGUCCAACUGGGAGAGGUACACUUCCACAGUGGCCUCCUUGCAGGCCUGGCUGGAGGAUGCUGAGGAAGCUCUGAGCCAGCCAGAGAACCUCAAACAGGAGUUUUUCAGGAAACUCAGCCACUGGAUGGAUCAGCACGCAGCCAUGAACGAUGCCGGGAAUUUUCUCAUUGAGACGUGCGAUGAAACCGUGUCGCUCCAUCUCAAGCAGCAGCUGCUUCUGUUAAACGGACGAUGGAGAGACCUCUUCCUCCAAGUCAAACAAUAUGCUCAUUCAGAUGAGUUUGAAAAGUGGAGAAAAGACCACCUUAAGGCUGUGUGGACCCUGAAAGAGCUGCUGGAAACGGCAGAGACCAAGCUGAAUGCUCCUGUUCAGGUGUCCUUCCUCAAUGUCAGAGCUUUCCUGCAGGAUGUAGAGAGCACGAAGCAAAAGGUUGUUUCCAUGGAGACACAAUACAAGUUGGCUGCCCGCAGUGCUCAGCUCCUGGCCAAGGAUGCACCACAGGAUGAAGCAGCCAGGGUCAUGGCAACCAUGGCAAAGGCCAAAACCCAGCUGAGCAAGGUAAGGGAGCGGUGUCCCCCCCUGGUGAGGGAGUGUCACAUCUUACUGCCUCUGCUAGAAGAGAUGGAGAAACACAUCAGUGGUUUCUAUCAGGCCCUGGAACGGGCAAGUCGGAUCACGUCUAGUCUGAGGGACUCGGAGACACCUGGCCAACAGAAGCAAAAGUUGCAGGAUUUGCUCAACCAGCAACAAAGCUGUAAGCGAUGUCUCUCAGUCAUUGAGAGAAAUCACCAGACGCUGCAGAGAGCGCUGGGCAACAGCAAGGUGCUCCGAAAUUUCGACAUGUCAUCGCUGCAAAAGAGAGUCUCAGAAAUUCAAGUAUCAUCACAGGCUUUGCUUAAGGAGGUUGGGGAAUGGAGGAGGCGGGAGGAAGCCAAUAACAGCCUGAGGAGGAGGUUUGAGGAAUCAAGGCAUGAACUGGAGAGAGUGCUGAAAAAAGCUCAGAGCUGCUUGAAGGAGACUGGAGACGCUGAGGAAUUACUACGAAAACACACAGAUUUCUUUGGCCAACUGGACCAGCGGGUGCUCAGUGUGUUCUUGAAAGCCUGCGAUGAGCUAACAGACAUCCUACCUCAAGAGGAGCAGCAGGCUCUGCAGGGAACUGUCCGCAGGCUGCACAAGCACUGGAAGGAUCUUCAAACAGAGGUUCCCUCUCACCUGCUUAGACUAAAAGUGGAUGUGGAGAGAAGUCGAGUGGCCUUGAUUCUUCAAGACUGCAGAGCAGAGCUGGAAAGAGAGAUACAGGCCCUGUCAGGCACCUGCACCAGUGAGCGAGUGAUCAAAGAGCACAGGGCCUUUUUCAAGGAACGUAAACCUCUGAUUUUGUGCGAGAAAAGAAUCAGAAACAUGGAGGAUCUGUGUCAUAAUCUACCUGACAACGACCCGGUGUAUCGAAUGCUGGAUUCUACAAAAAAGGCUGUAGAAGAAGUUACUGAACAAAUAAAGAUCACCCACCUAAAGCUGGAGCAACACCCUGAUAAAUGGAAAGAGUGGAACGACAGGUUCUGUGAACUUUCUGACUGGCUGUCAUCCCAAAGAGGGCAGGUGAGACUUUUAAGAGAGUCAGCAGUAACGUCCCAUCACCAGGAUCAAAUUGAUGCUGCUGUCCGGACUCUGCAGGAAGCCUUGAUAACCCGUGAGGAGAGCCUAUCAUGGUUAAAAACUCGCCUCGCCAGGCUGUCAGAGAUUAGCUCUGAGCUGGAAGUCCAGAGACAGAGAGCAGCCCUCGCCAAACUUUCAACCGAGCUGCGUGGCCUCUUAUCUUCACUCUGUCAGCUGGGAGAAGGCUCUGCCAUGUUCCAAUAUGAGGAGCUGAGGGAUGAGGUGCAUGGUGCUUUGAAGGAGGCUCUGAGGGCACAAAGGGAGGCUGAGGAGCAGAUCAGCAGGAUUCUUAACGCAGAGAACCUGGAAGAGGCCAAACAACUUUACCUCAUUCACCAGCAACACCUGAAAAGGCUGCAUGCUAACAGAAAGGAGGCGGAGCAGCUGGUGACCCACUGCCGCCAGCUGCAGACAGGUGAGGUACUGAGUCAGCCUCUACGGGAACUGGAGGGAGCUUUCGGCGAUGUAGACCACAAAACUGGAACAACAGAGCACACCCUGCAGUCAACCCUGAGCUGCUGGCAGAAUUUUGAGAUGGAAAGAGAAGAAAUAUGGAGGUUUAUUACCGACACUAACAAUGAACUACACAGAGAACUGAUUUUCAAUAGCUUAGAGAGUCUGAGGAGUGAACUGGAGCACCUCAAGGAGCUUUUCAUAGACAUUGAGGAGUAUUCCAUCCGCAGUGAUAUGCUGUUGGAGAAGUCAGAAGAUAUUCAGCUGGGGCCAAAGAACCAGGGUCUUCUUUUACAGCAGGCUCAGUCCUCCAGAGAAAUGAUUGCACAGCUUCAAAAAGACCUCAAAGAGAAUUUGGUCCUUCUUGAGAAGAUGUGGGAGCAAUGGGAGAGCUUCAGCAGAGAAUCAGAGACCCUUUCUCAUUGGAUCAACGAGAAAGAGAGGGAGCUAGAAGCAGUUAGCUUCACAUCCUCCUACGAUCCUAUAGAUGCUCACAUAAGCACAGUGGAGACGAUACACGAGGGAUUGGAGGAGAGAAGGACACUUCUAGUACAGAUGGAGACUGAGAUUGAGCCCCUGUCCAAGUUCGUGACCCCUGGAGCAGCCAGUCAUAUCCGAGUCCAACUUGUACAGAUAAGGCAACGCUGUGACGAACUGAUGGGGAAGAUAGAGCAGCUUGGUGAACAGCUCAACCAGAGCACCAUCUACAGGCAGAGAUGCAAUGAUAACCUCAAACAGGUAAAGAAAACAAUAAACGACAUCAAAGAAAAACUGGACUGUCCAGUCAUUUGUACAUCAUCAACUGAGACCUACAAGAUCCUCCAGGAUCACAUGGAGGUUUGCCAGCGUGUUGAGCAGCUGAAACCCAGGCUGAUGGCGCUGUGUUCAGCCACAAAGAGGGUUGGAGAGGGCAGCCAGCUGGAAGAAGAGGUGGCUGACCUCCAGAAGCAACAGAAACAGUUAAUUGGAGAGGCCGCAGAAAAGCAAUCCACACUGGAGAGCCUUCUAGCUCUGUGGCAAAGAUAUGAAAAAGAGAACGCAUCCAUGAAGACCUGGUUGGACAGAUGUGAAUCUGUGUGCUUCCCAGACACCGAAUCAUUCUCUGCAGAUAAAAUAAAAUUGAGGAAUGAACUCCAAAACGUCCGGGAAAUGCAGCAGGAGACAGCAUGUUAUGAGGCUCUCCUCCACGGUCUUGGAAAUCUCCAGCUGUGUCUGCACCCAACAGCAGACGAAGUUCGAAUCCAGGAGCUGAAUGAUGACCUUGGUCAGCUUCAGGAGAGAUUCGCCUCUGUGAACAUGAGUAUAUCAUACAGGAGUAAAGUACUGGAGGAGCACUUAGAUCAGUUGGAGCAGUUUGAUCAGGCUCUUCUAUCUGUGGCACAAAGAAGCGAGAACUUCCUCUCUGUCCUGAGAAGCUCUCCCUAUGUUCAUAUAUCGGAUGUUGAAGCUGCAGUCACUAAAUUAAAGGAGCAUGAGGCACAGCUACAGGAAAUCACAUUACUGACCGAAAUACUGAAUCAAAAGAAUUCCUCUCUGCUCCACCACUCCACCCCAGAGGCUGAGCAGCAGCUCCAGGCCUGGACAGAGGACUGUUUGCAGCCCUUCAAGGAGUCCCAGCGUCUUUUACUCGUCCGUAAGGAAUGUCUGACUAAAGUAAAGACUUUCCUUUCCAAGCGUGAGGCGGCAUCCAAGGCUCUCUCCCACCUUAAUGCAGCAGUAGAGGACAGGGGAAGCUGGGACCAUUCUAAAGCUGAAGCUCUGCACAGCAGGAUUUUGCAAGUCGCUAAAGACGUGGCCCGACUUGAAGCAGAGGCAGUUGGGUUGGAUGGGAUGCUAAGCAAGGCACACCUGCACCUGUGUGGCAUAGAAUCAAGCGGAUCCAAAAGCAGCAGUGAUCCUCAGGAUAGAACAUCCUGCAGAGGACUGGCAGUCGGCCUCAUGAUGUAUCUGGAUGAGAUACAGAAGGCUGUCGGAUGGAGGCAAAGUGAAGCAGAUGCUUUAGGGUCUUUGUGGUGCUCUUUCAGAGAGAGAAAAGAAGAAGUGAUGAAGAAUUUGAAGAAACUGGAAGACGAUGCAAGACGAGAGGAAGCAAGGGAGUGCUCUGUGCAAGCCUUUCAAAACAGGCUGCGUUUCUUUGUCCAGCUGGAGGAUGAGUUGCAGUCCGUGCAGCACUCCCAGCGAUGGUUGGAGGAGAAGGGGAAGCAGCUGGCUCAGCGAGACAGCGAGCUGGCAGCUGAAGCUCUCAGAGAGGUGGCACUGGUGAAGGCAGCCUGGGAAAACCUGAACACAACGAUAACAAAUAGUCAGGAGCAGAGCGGAGUUGUGGUCGACCUUCUACGCUUGUUCCUCCAUCUGAAGAUGAACAUCAACGCAGUUGUGGAAAAUGCUCUGUCCGUUGCUCAUAAUCUGCCUGACCACAACCACAGUGCUCAGGAUGCCAGAAGGGUUUUCACACAGCAUGAGGCUGUCCAAGCUGACCUGAGAGAAAAACAAGAAGACAUGGACCAGCUCAUCUCCACAGUUGAGGAACUUCAGAGAGAACUGGAGAAGGUUCCUAACUCAGAUAUGUUUUCUGUCCUGAAUGAGAUAGAAUCUCUCAGGGACCAGUGGCUGCUGGUCUCAGAAAAAAUUCAGACAAAUACAGAGAGGCUGGGAUACUGUGUAAAACUUUGGGAUGACCUGAAGGCCAUGGAGCAGGACAUCAACCAGUGGACGGCCGGGUCCAUCACCGAUCUCACCGACACUGUUGCCAGACUCAGUGAUAAGGGUUUGGCAGACGCCUGUCUCACCACAUUUCAGGCUGAAAUGGAAAAGAGGGAGCAGAGGUUGGACAUCCUGCAGGAUAGAAUGGCAGAACUGAAGGAACGAGCCAAACUACAGGAGACACCAAUACAAAUGCAGGUUCUAGAAUCGGAUCUGAGGAAGAAAAUGUUCCACGCGCAGGAGGCAUACAACCAGGCCAAACACACUCUGACCUACUUCGACUUCCAAAAGCAGCGACUGGACGACCUGAUGUCCCAGAUGACUGAGCGACUGGCUGCAGUGGAAGGGUCCUUGUCAGACCUCACUGAAGCUGGUUCCUUUGAAGAUAUUUGUACACUGAAGGACCUGCAGGGUGUUGUGCAGCAGCAGAGGGCAGACAUGGACUCAGCUAGAGAUGCACUGACUUCCCUCAGCAGAUCACAUCCAUCUCAAGAGCUUUUGGUCCUUUCCUCUGAUCUCACCUCCAUCGCCAAGCGAACAGAGGUUGUUGCCCAUCGCUGUGCCAGAACCAGGGGCAGCCUCCAGGAAGGAUUACAGCUCCACUUUAAUGGGCUUGUUCAAAACUUUAAGUCCUGGCUGUCAGAGCUGAAGUUGGAGCUGAAAGACUGUUUCAAUCAAUCAGGAGAUGUCAUCCUCCUUACUGCCAAGUUACAGAGACUGAAGAUCUCACUCGAGCAGUCGUCAGAGGGUGAGGAGCGUCUCUCUCAGAUUCAUAAAGAAGCCGGGAAGCUCCAGCUCCACCUGAGCAAAGUCGAAGCAGCACAGAUCCAUGAAAGUCUUUCUUCCUGUCAGAAAGAAUGGAAGAAUUAUCAGGACUGCUGCUGUCAGAGCCAGCUAGACCUGAAAGACAGCAUUGACCUUUUAAAGAAUUUUGAUGGUUGUGUGGAGAAUACAAGAGAAUGGCUUAAGAAGAUGAAGGUCGGCCUUAAAAAUGAGCCUGAUAUUGUGGUAGAGAGCCAGAGAGGAGCCGCCGAUCCCACAGAAGAGCUGCAGAGGAUAGAGAACUUAAAUAAAGAGCUGAUAGCGCAAAGGGAGUCUAUUGAGCGUGUUUGUCUGGAGGCCCAGGCUCUUUCUGAAUCCGGCCGUGGUACAGGAGAAGAGGUCAGAGUAAAAGCCCAGCUCCAGAUGGAGUAUCAAGCUCUCCUGAAGGCAGCCAGAGAGAGACUACGGGGCUGCCAGGAGAGCCAGGCCUUUGGAGAUGCCCUCCAGGGAGUUUGGGCCUGGCUGGAGGAGAUCCAAGAGAGAUUGGGUACUGUAGACAGCACGAUUGGAACCAAAGAACAGUUAGAGAAGAAACUGGAGACUGUGCAGGACAUCCUGCUUUUGAAGGGAGAGGGGGAGGUGAAGUUAAAUAUGGUGAUGGGUAAGGCUGAGCUCACCCUGCGUAACUAUGGAGCCGGUGGACAGGAAGGGAUCCGCUCUCAGCUGCAGGAAGUGGAAGAUGCAUGGGCCACGCUAUUGGUUACUGCAAUGAGCUGCCACAGUCGAUUAGAGUGGACUGUGUCUCAGUGGGGGGGAUACCUCGAGAGUGCUGCUCAGCUCCAAAACUGGAUGGAAGCUGUGAAAAGGGAGGUGUGUGCCCCGCUCCCACCGCAGCCAGGACCCAGAGAGAAGGCCUCGCAAUUAGAGCGACUCAGAGCCCUAAUGGCUGACCUGGAAGACCACCAGAUGGCGCUCUCCAGCCUGGAAGAAAAAGCCCGAGAACUUUAUAAGAAGACAGGUGAUGCCAGCUUCAAUCAUGGCGCUCGCACUCAGCUACAGAUGCAGUGUGAUCAUCUCACUGCUUUGGUUGAGGAGAGAGUUCGUCUGGCUCAGGUGGUGGUGUUGGAGCACCAGGACUAUCUGGAGGCUGUUCGUGAGCUCACUGAUUGGCUGAUGUCUGCAGGGGAGGAGCUACAGCAUUGGUCUGAUACAUCAGGAGACUCUACCUCUGUCAGAAAAAAACUCUUAGAAGUAAAGGAGCGUGUGAAGUGUCGACUCCUGGAGGGCCGAGAGCGCCUCAGUCGGGUCCGACGCAGCGCGGCGGCCACGGCGGAGCAUACAGCGGCGGGGGGCUGCGAGGCCAUGGACAGACAGCUGGGGGCGCUGUCACACGCCCUGGAGCAGUGGGAGGGAGCUGCCCUAAGGGCCAGAGAUGGCCUGGAGGGGGCCCUGGCUGCUGCCGAAGCUUCAGAAGAAGAGUACGAACAUCUAACCGCCUGCCUUGAGGAAAGGCUGAAAGAGUUUGAUGGACGUCUGAGGCAGUGGAACCAGGAGCUGGUUAAGGCUGAGGGAUGGAGCAGCGGUGAAGAUGCAGUAGAGGGAUGGAAGAUGGCUAAGGAUAUUCUGGAGGACUUGCAGAGCGCUGAGUCGAUGGCAGACAAGUUGAAAAGCCAACUGAAUGACCUGGUUCGAUACUCCAGGGACCUGGGCUCGCAGUCAGACCGAGUCACUGCCAUCAUUAAACAGCACAACAGCCUCAGUCUCCGUGCAUCCCGGGAGUGUCAAAAUAAGGAGCGCCUGUUGGAGCAGAGGUUCCGUGCAGCGCUGAGAGACUUCCAACAAUGGCUGGUCAAUGCCAAAAUCAGUACCGCCAAAUGCUUUGAUGUGCCGCAGACUGUCACAGAGGUCUCCACCGCUUUGCAGAGAAUCCAAGAGUUCUUGAGUGACAGGGAGAACGGCCAGGCCAGACUCAGUACAGUUGGAGCCAGCGGGGAGCUCCUGAUGGCCGUCGUGUCCAAAGAUAGAGUGGAGGGAAUCAAGGCCAAGGUGGCAAAUGCCCGGGAGGACUGGAAGAGCCUAAUGAGUAACCUGCAAGUGAGGGAAGAUGCUCUCAAGAACCUUCAGUCUCAGAUGUCUGAGUUUGAAGCCAGUGCUGAGCCCCUACAGGACUGGCUCAACAGCACAGAGUCCAGAGUCCAGGAGAGUACGGCCCGCCUGCACGACCUUCCGACCAAGAAACAGGAGCUCAGCAAACUGCAGUCUGUGCUGGAGGAGAUGGCUAGUCGAGAGGUAGAGCUGGACAGGCUGAGGGAUAAAGCUCAUCAUCUCUGGGAGGGACAAGCAGCUGGAAAGGGCUUCGUCCACAGAGUAUCUCAGCUGUCAGCGCAGUACCUAUCCCUCAGUAACCUAACCAAGGAUAAAGCCUCCAGGAUAGAGCGCAUAGUCGGGGAGCACCAGCUCUUCUCUCAGGGGCUUAAAGAGCUUCAGGACUGGGUGUGUGAGGCACAGAGGGUCAUAAGUACGUGCACUUCCACUACUAAGGACAAGGGUGUACUGGAGGACCGCAUGUUGCAGCUCGAAGCAUUACUUGCAUCCCGCCAGGAGCGUGAAAUCCAGCUAAAAAUGCUUUUGACCCGAGGCGAGGCAGUCCAGAGAAAUACUUCGGCUGAAGGGGUCCCAGUGAUCCGCAAACAGAUCCAAGACCUCAAGGACUCUUGGGACUCGUUGCUCUCUGCCUCAAUCCAGUGUAAAAGUCAGCUGGAAGGAUGUCUGUCACAGUGGACCAGCUAUCAGGAAGACGUGGAGCAGUUUGUGCAGUGGAUGGAUCGAGUGGAAGAGACACUGAGCUGCUCGGACAGACAAUAUUCAGAGAUGAGAGACAAGACUGCCAACCUGGGAAAGAUGAAGCUUCUCUAUGAGGAGGUUUUGAGUCACAGCAGUCCUCUGGAGACCAUCGCCACAAAAGGCUCCAACAUGGCGGAACAUUGCACAACUCAGCAGGAAGUGCAACAACUGCAGUGUAGAUACAACAACCUGAAAGAAAAGGCUAAGAGCGCUGUUAGCAAGGCCAAGGAGCUGGUUAUGGUCCAUCAGGAAUAUCAACGCGGACUACAUGUGUUUGAGGACUGGCUGGAGCGUGAACAGGCGUCUUUGGCAUCGUCUCAUUCAGAAGGAAACGUGGACAUGCUUGAAAAAACUCUGCAGCAACUACAGAGCUUACAGGAAAGCUGCUCAAAGGGUCAGUCUUUGCUGGCUUCGGUGCUGACCAGCAGAGAAAAUGUUAUCCCCUGGGGCGUCCCUCAGAUUGAGGACCGGGCUCUGGACACCGCAAAACGAGAAUGGGCGUCCUACCAGUGCCGCCUGGAGGAGACUCAGGCCCAGCUGCACUCUACGCUGACAAGGCUGAGGCAGAUGGGUCACAGGUUCCUGAACCUGGCUCAGUGGUUGGAGGACACGGAGAACAUGGCCAGCAUCAGAAACAACAGGAGGUCGGACAGAAACACCAAGCAGGGUCAGCUCAGGAAACUCCAGGGCUAUCUUGAGGCAGUCCUUGCUCGGCAGGGAGAAGUCGAUGGUCUCUCAUCUCUGGCUCAGCAGGUUCUGGAGGAAACCUACAUCAGUAGUCGCAUUAGUGUAACGGCCACCCAGCUAACGGCCCGCUACCACUCCCUUCUCCUCAACAUUCAGGAUACGAUCAAACAGCUACAGGAGGAACUGAAGAGCAUGGAAGAGGCAGAGAACCUCUGCAUGUCAUUCAGCGAGUGGCUUGCUUCGACUCAGAAAAGCUUCACAACACUGACUGAUCGCUCUGAACCGCUGGACCGGCAGGCUAUGGAGAGAAAGAUGAAGAAAUUAGAGAGCCUCCAGUCAGAUCUUCAGCAUGGCCACAACCUCCUGAAAUCCCUGAGAGAGCGUGCGGAGCAGGCAGUGGGCUUCCUAGACGAGGCUGGGGCUGAAAGUUUAGGAGCAGAAGUGGAAGCGCGUCUCGCCCAGCUGGAAGAGCUCGCCGGGGGACUGAGGCAAGAACGCAGCUUCCUGGAACGAGCGCUACUGCUCGCAAAGGAGUUUCACGACCGGUACAAGGCUCAGGUCCAGUGGCUCGCGGAGACCAGGGCUUUGCUCAGCACACCGGUGGAGCCCAAGGCUGAACUGUACCAGCGCAGAGCGCAGCUGGCAAAGUAUAAGGCUCUCUUACAGAUGGUUCAGUCCCAUGAUGGAUCCAUCAGGUCUGUGAUGGAGAAGGGAGAUUCUCUACUGGCUUCUGUCCACUACCCCUCCAUCAGGGACAAAAUGCAUCGAGUACAGAAGGACUACUCCACCCUCCGCAACGUGGCAAUGGCUCACGUAGAGAAUCUGGAAGGCCAGGUGAAGGAACAGGAAGCUUACCAUAACGAGCUGCAGGAAGUGGAGCGCUGGCUGCUGCAGAUGUCCAGCAGGAUGGUGACGCCGGAUCCAAGCGUGAGCGUCAGCCUGGAGGCAGCAACUCAACAGCUGGCCAGACACAAGGCCACCAUGGAGGAGAUUGCUGGUUUUGAGGAGCGCUUGACAGCUCUGAAAGAGCAAGGAAAGGGCUUAGUUCAAGGCUGUAGUGACCGCGUGCAGAGCCGACUGAGACAGCAGGUCCAGACUCACCAACAAGGCAUCAGAGACAGCUACUCAGCCAUCUGCAGCACUGCACAGAGGGUAUACCAGAGUCUGGACCACGAGAUGCAGAGGCAUGUGAGCCUGCAGGACACGCUGCAGCAGUGCCAGACGUGGCUAAGCUCUGUUUCAGAAAAACUAAAUCCUCUUCCACAACCUUCUCUCAGCCUGGAAGAAGCCCUCCAGCAGGUGAAGCAGGAGCGGGCUCUCCAGGAGCAGGCCAGCACGUACCUCCAGCUUGUGUGUUCAGCUUGUGAUCUCUCAGAGCAGAGGGUCAGGGAAGCAGCAGCAAACAUCCAGCAGAUCAAGCUGCAGAUCGAGGAACGAAUGCUUCUUUGUGAAGAGAUGGCAGACAACUGGAGGGACAUCGAGGAACAGAAGAUGGAUUUAGAGAUCCAGCUUAGAGAGACAGAACAGCAGCUUCAGAGCAUGAUCAGAAGACCUGCAGAACUGGAGCCUAAGAUUGCACAAAACCAGCUGGACAAGGCACAGGAGUUCCUACAGCAGAUUAGAGAGAAGCAAUCUGAGGCAGCUCGGCUGAGUGAAGCCAUCGGCAGGUUGACGGACGGACAGGUCUCUCCUGCUCUGGAGGAGAUAAGGAGACUGAAAAGGGGCUGGAUAGAGCUGGGCCAGCAGGCUGAAGAGCUGGAAGCACAGCGGGGGGAGGACAUGCAGCGAAGUGGAGAGUACCAGGAGAGCGUAGCUGCUGUGGAAGAACUAUUCCACCAAGUAUCCAGAGAAUGGGAUUACCUCGCCAGGGCUGACACUGAGAGUACAAGUGAGCAUCUAGAGGCUCUGAGGAAACUGGCCAGUGAUCUGGAUGAACAGAAAGAAACCCUAGAAGACCUGAGGGACCAGAGACAGGCUAUCCUGCCUCGACUAAGCCUGCUAGAUAAGGAGCUGGUCAAACAACAGGUGGGGCAUCUGGAGCAUCGCUGGGCCCAGCUGGAGAGCCUCAUUCUGCAGAAGAUUCAGGAUUCGGCUCAGACCUUGGAGGAUCUCUCCCGGGUGGAGGCCCAGCUGAGAGAUGCCAGGGAGUGGGUGGAGGAGCAGCGACCUGCUCUCACCUCAGCUCUGAGAACUAGCCCCCCCCCAGAUCUAGCCCAGAGUUUCCUGUUUGACCAUCUGAGCAUUUGUGUUGAGCUUGAGGCCCGUCAGCAGCUGCUCAGUCAGGCUGUGAGUGAAGCACAGGCUGUGGCCUCCAGGCUCGGGCUGAGUGAGAAAAAAUGCUUACAGGAGCUUGUUAGGCAAGCCCAGAUGGAGGUUGAGGUUCUUGGUGCUCGGGUCGCACAAAGGAGGAAAUACCUCAGUAAGGCCUUCACAGAGAGAACACAGUUCCUUCAAGGCGUGGGGAGAGCCUUGUUGUGGGUAAAGCAGCAGGAAAGGAAGGCUUUGCUAGAAGACCACAUCGCUCUUCUUCCAGAGGAUUUGACCAAACAGGUUGCAGCAUGUCGGAGCGUCCAGAGCGGCUUGCGAGCCUACCAUAGAGAGCUGGCGUCACUCUGGGUUCAAGGGAGAGAGCUGGAGAGAGAGGCCAGUGACAAAGAAAGAGCAGAAACAGUGGCAAGACUGGAAGAGCUACAGUCAACCUUCGACGCCGCACUCCAGAGGACUACUCAGCGUCUUGCAAGCCUAGAAAAAGCCUUAACUUCAAGGAAGUACUUCCAGGUUGACCUGGAAAAAACCUGCCAGUGGCUAAGACAAGCAGAAGCCAAAACAUUCCCUGAAAUCAACUUUAACAAUGUUGAAGAGAGCACGUAUUUGCUAACACACCUGUCCAACUAUCAAAGUGUCUUAGAGCAGGCUUCGGAGUACGAGAACCUUCUUCUGAUCGUCCAAAGAAUCGGUCAGGAGAUCCUCCCCACUCUGAAUGAGAUCGACCAUUGCUAUCUGGAUGAGCGCCUCAACGCUCUGCCUCAGCAGUACAACGCCAUCCUUGCUCUUGCCAAAGAGAAGAAAGACAGAGUCCAGCAGGUUAUCCAGGAAAGGAAAGAGUUCAGCACUUUGUUUGAAAUCACUCACAGCGCACUGGAGGAACUGCAAGAGCAAUUUGACAAUCUUGAGAAGCAGACUAUCAUCAUAAAAGAGGAGGAUGGUGUCAGUUUGAUGGAUAUGUAUAAAAGUAUUGAUGAAAGGUUGGUUCAAAUCAGUCCUGCUGUUGGAGAACUUCAUGGGAAAACCCAGGGCUUUUUAAUCAGGGGUUAUCAAUAUAAAGCUAAAGAAACUCAGCAGCUGGUCAGACUCCACUGCAGACUGAAGAAAAUAAAUGGCCAGAAGAUUAAAAACCUAAACCAUUGCUUGAACAAAAUAGCUGAACAUAAGAGGAUGGUUUCCAACCUGGACACAGAGAUUAACUCUGUUGCACAGGGGCUGAUCAGAGUAAAAUCAGAUAAAGAAAUUGGUGCUUUAGAUAAGUUAGCUGCUCUUUAUUUGCUGCUAGGAAGUUUAGAAGGAGUGAGAUCUCAGGUAGAAGAAAGUUAUAAACACACAAAACAUCUCGAUCCAAAGAUCGACACUACUACCUUCCAGGAAACCAAACUGAAGCUGGAGAUGUUGCAGUCUUUACAGCGCGAUAUUAAAUGUUUAUUGGAAGAAAGCGAAGCAGGAGUCGCUCAGGAAGAGGACUUCAUGGGAGAGGCUGAGAGGAUGUUGGUGUGGUUGAAGACUGUAGAAGAAAAUCUGAAGGAGCCUUUGAUCAUCUCAGUGUUUAAAGCAGAGAGGAUACAAGAAGAGAAGCAGAAACUUACAAUCAAAGAAGAUGAAGUGAGGAGAAGACUGAAGGUGGUCGAUGGACUGGGAGUCAGAGAAAGGGAAAAAUUAGAAAGUAAGAGAGAAACUGUUCCUUCCAAGAUAGAGAGAAAAGUUCAGGAGCUUGAGAAGCUUGAAACCAAAGUUCAACAAGAAAUCUCUGCUAAACAGCUGGCACUGGAUCAAACCCUUGCUGUGGUCCAGAGGCACCACUUAUCUCUGCAGAACAUGCAGGAAUGGCUGGACAAAGUUGAAGCAUUCCUCCAUGAGACCGGAUCGGUUGUGGAUAUUGAGAACCACGAGGACUGUAUGCGAGAUCUGGAAGAAAUUUUAUCCCAAGAGAAGAACUUUACAACUUCUUCAGAGGAGAUAAGGAAACUUGAUCCUCUGUUGGGGGAUUUUGUGGAGGCAGGAGUGUUGAAACAGGUCAGGGGGGCGAUUCAUUCGAUGCAGCAGGCGAAGCAAGAAGUCAAACAGAAAGUGGAUGCUUACAGACAAGUGCUGCAGAGGUGUGGUCCUCUAUGGAGCUCCUUUCAACAUGCUAAAGAGAUGCUGGUUGAACAGAUGGAUGAUCUGGAAAGCAACAUUUCCAGAUUUACAACAGCAAAAGCUCUCAGUGUCUAUGAGGCAGAGGAUAAGUGUCAAAGACAGGAGUCCCUGAUGAUGAAGGUCGGCAUGCUGGAAGCUCCCGUGAAUGCUCUGAAGGAGACUGCUGCAGAGUUGGAUGAAAUCAUCUGUGAACACAGCAAAGUUCUUACCAGUCACACUGUGUCAUCACUAUGGCAACGGUGGACACAGCUCCGGAGCGUGGCCCGAGCCCAGAAGAGGGCGCUGGAGGACACUGCCAGGGACUGGAGGAACUUCAUCGAAAAGAUGGAUAAGGUGUGCUCCGUCUCCAAAGACCUACACAUUCGUGUACCAGACAGCACCGUUGAAAAGGCAGCCACUAGGGCGGCGCUUCAGAGCCUGCUGGAAUACCACGACUCCUUCAGUCAGGAGGUGGAGAGGGAGCAAUCCACACUGGCCCUGUUGGUGCAACAAACCCACUGCCUUAGAGGAGAAACCGAGAAGGAGGUGGGGGUGGAGAAGAAGGCAGAGAAUCGACAUGAAGAAGCAUCCUGCCUGCAGAAGAUCAGACGCAUGCAAGAGCAAUAUGAAAGCCUGUUGUUGCAGGUGCGAGCUAGCAGGACCCAGGUACACCAGGAGCUGAGGGAGAGAGAGGAAGUAGAGAAGGAGCUUGGCCUAGUUAAAGGCUGGAUCCAAGAUACCCGGGGCUUAUUGCUGAGCCCUACGGCCGACCUAGACUCACUUCUCCAUGAGCUGGAGACUGCACAUGGUGAGGUCAUCAGCAGACGCCAAAGUGUUGAACGCAUGACGGAGCUCCAGCAGUCCAAGUAUCAGGACCUUCAAGCCGGUCUGCCCUCUGAGCUCAGCAUGCAGUUAGCAGAGGUUACUCUUGCCUUGGGUUCUGCUGAAGAUCAGGUCCAGGCAAGGGAGAGGGAGGUGCAGCAGACCAGGGAUGUGAAAGAGGACUUCAGCUACAGGCUUCAGGACAUUGAGACAAAGCUGAAGACCAUCACAAGAAAACUAGAAGAAAGGAGCACCGACCUGGGGGAGGCCAAGGAAGAGACCAAAGCUCUUUGUGAAGAGUGUGAAUCCUGCGGUAGCUCUCUGGCAGAGUUAGGAGUAGCUGUUCAAGAGUUUGGAGAGCAGAACCCGCUGCUGUGUAAGCAGCUCGGAGAUGCUGUGGUGAAACUAACAGAGCUGCAGCGUCAAACCACACAAGUGGCUCAGGACAAAGUCAGCAGACUCAAGAAGGCCGAGAAACUUGCAGAAGAAUAUCACAGCAUGAAGGCUUUCAUCUUGGCCUGGAUAGAAAAAGCAGAUGAUCUGAUCUCUGGUAACAUCGUCUGGACCUCGGCAUCCCAGCUGCAGGAGCAAAUUCGGGCACAUCAGGCAUUGCUGAGGGAGUGUCGCGGUCUCCAUGGCGACUUGGAGGCCAUGGGGGAGAGGGAGGGGCAGCUGGCGGACGUGUUGCAGACGGAGGGAUGGAGCCAGCAGGUUAAACAUCUCAGCAGACGCACAGAAGAGCUGCAGCAAUCAGCCAAGACCCGCUUCCAGAGUCUACAGGAUGCAUCUAAAGACAUGCUGCGUCUGGAGGCAGAGGUGAAAAGCCUGCAUGCUGUUGUUGAUCAGAUCCAGGUUGCACUAGCUUCUCCUGAUCUCAACAAGCUCAGCCUCAGGGAGCAGCUCACACAGCGACAGCUUCUGCUGGCGGAUAUGGAGAGCUUCAAACAGCAGGUGGCUUCAGUACAGCAGUGUCAGAGUGCCCUCCGGCUCCCUGAAGAAGUUGUGGCCAGUCUGCCCAUCUGCCGCACAGCUCAGUCUCUGCAGCAAGAAGCCAGCCAGCUGCAGCACACCACCAUCCAGCAGUGCAACAUCCUGCAGGAGGCGGUGGUUCAGUACGAGCAGUAUGAACAGGAAGUGAGAAACCUCCAGAGAUUAAUUGAGGAUGCUCACCGCAUCAUCCAGGACAGGCCGGUUGCCACCAACAACAUCCAGGAGCUUCAGGCUCAGAUUCACCACCAUGAGGAGCUGACUCAAAAGAUCCGUGGCUACCAGGAGCAGAUCGCCUCACUCCACUCAAAGUGCAAAAUGCUGACAGUGAAGGCCAAGCAUGCCACCAUGCUCCUGACCGUCACUGAUGUGGAGGGCCUGUCUGAUGGCAUGGAGGAGCUGAGCGAUGAAGAGCUGGCCGGCGUCGUGGGAAACACUGGCUCAGCUGCUGGCAAACAGCUUCCAGCCCACCCCUCUGUCGUUAUGAUGACAGCCGGGCGCUGCCACACGCUCCUCUCCCCCGUGACAGAGGAGUCAGGGGAGGAGGGCACCAACAGCGAGGUCUCCUCUCCCCCUGCCUGCCGCUCCCCCUCUCCGGGGGCUAACGCUGCUGAAAUUCCUCUUAACCAGGGUCGGGGGGGCCUAAACAGAGUGCCGCUCCAGGAUCUGUACGACCCCUCGAUGGAGACGGGUGCUGCUAACUUGGACGACCUGCAGAGAUCCUGGGAAACACUGAAGAAUGUGAUAAGCGAGAAGCAGAAGAGCCUGUAUGAAGCCCUGGAGAGGCAGCAACACUAUCAGGAAUCCCUACAGUCCAUUUCUACCAAGAUGGAGUCCAUCGAAGGGGCGUUGAACGAAAGCCUUGAACCUAGCAAGACCCCUGAGAGCCAAAUGGCAGCCCACCAGGCCCUUAUGGAUGAGAUCCUGAUGCUUCAGGAUGAGAUUGCUGAGCUGCGGACCUGUUUCUCUGAGGAACUGGCUGACUGUGGAGAUGGGAAGGCUGGGGAUCAAAUGGCCCUGCGGUCCACUCUAACUGUACUGGGAGAAAGGAUGGCCACUAUUCGCAUGAAGGCAUCCGGAAAACGGCAGCUACUGGAGGAGAAACUGAGUGAACAGCUUGAGGAGCAGAGACAGGAGCAGGCACUGCAGCGGUACCACAGUGAGGCAGAGGAGCUGGACCACUGGCUGCUCAGCACUCGUGCAACACUCAGUUCUGCCCUUCAGCCCCAAAAUGAAGACUUGGACAUGGAGGAGCAGCUCAUUGACUGUCAGAACAUGCUCUUUGAGAUCGAGCAGAAGGUUUCCUACCUCUCAGAGCUGUCCGUCCACAGUGAAAGCUUGCUCUUGGAGGGUCGUGCCGAAACUAAGGAAGAGGCGGAGCAGCUGACCCUCAAACUGCGCUCCCUCAAAGAUAGCUUGAUGGAGCUGCAGCAGAUGCUGCAGGACAAACAGGUGGACAUCCAGGGAUCUCUACAGGAGCAGGAGGACAGUGAGCCGGACUCGUCUCUAUCCCAGAGUCCAAAUGUCCAGGACUGGUUGUCUCAGGCCCGCUCAACACGCUCUCAGCAACACAACGACAACCUACAGAGACAGAGGGAGCUGCAGGAGCAAGUGGAAAAACAGAGGAAGCUGCUGCAGUCUGUAGCCAGUGUUGGGGAGGAGUUACUUAAUCAACAUGGGACGUGUAAUGGAGACAGUGAGGAGUCUGUGCCUGGUGGAGUGCUGCUGGAGACGGAAACCUUGUCUCCGCUGGACCAACUGAGGCAAAGAUGGGAAAACCUCAAUAAAGAUCAGAGCACAAAGCUCCAGCUCUCCCUCAGCUCCCUGGAACAGGACCAACUCAGUCCGGUCCUUCACCGGUCCCGUCUGUCCAGUCCAAACGUAGUUUUCAGGAGUGAGGCUCCCGCCCAAGACCCUGGGUCUCCUAGAUCAUUGUUUGAAGCCUGCUGUAGAAAUCUGGAAAGAAUCAGAGAGGAGGCAGCGGGCAGUGAGAGUAAACUGGCAGCAUCAUUUGGAUCGGAAAGAGUGCAGCAGGAUCUGUUUGCUGCAGUAUCAGCGGCCUCCUCCUGGUUAGAUUCAGCAGAGAAUCAAAUGCUCUCUGGUCCCGUCCUGCUGUCUGAGGAUACAGAGUCUCAACUUACUAACCUUGAGGCUCUGAGUAAGCAGCUAAAGGAGAUAACAAGAGAGGUGAAUGUGUGCAGAGAUCUGCUGGGCUUAGGAACAGGCCGGCUGUGUGGAGGAGAAGAGCAGGCCCUGAUGGAGGACACGCUGGAAGGCUUGCAGGAGAGAAUGGGCCUCCUGCACUCUGCUUUAGAACAACAUUGUGAAAACAUGAGAGACACCCUGCAGGAACACUCUGCUUUCCAGAAUGAGCUAAGGAUGCUGUUCACAGGCCUGACUGAAAGCAAACAUCAGUUACUUCAAAAGAUGGCUGGAACAACAGACCGACCUGCAUCCAAACAGUUAGAGGCAUUGUCUGAGGUGGAGGAGAGCCUCAGAGAGCUUGAACAAAAGGUGACGGAGCUAAGAGUCAGAGCAGAGGGACUCCGACCAGACCAAACCUCCAACCAGGAGCUCCUGAAACUACAAGAUGCCUAUGAGGAGCUGGUGCUCCUGGUGGGCUCCAGGCGGAGCAGCCUGAACCACAGCUUGUCUCUGAAGGCCCAGUAUGAGGCUGCUCUUCGUGAUCUCACCGACCUGAUCGACACUGCUCAGGACAAGAUGGCUGCUGACCAGAAGAUGACCGUCCUUUCUGUCAUUGAGGUCCAGAUGCUGCUCGACAAACACAAAGAGUUUUUUCAGGGACUGGAAUGUCAUAUGAUCCUCACCCAGACGUUCUAUGCAAAAGUGUCCAGUCUGGUUGCACACAGGGAGAGCCAAGUGCUGGAGGAGACCAUGGCUUUAGCUCACAAUGUGUUAAAACAAGCCCACAGGAGGGGAGUGGAGCUAGAGGGCAUUUUAGAGUCCUGGAGCAGCCUCAUGCAAGAUUACCAGGGUCUGUGCAGACAGCUGGAUGCUGUAGAGUCUAGCAUCCCAGCUGUGGGUCUUGUUGAGGAGACAGAGGAGAGACUUCAUGAGAGAAUCGGUCUCUAUCAGCGCCUUAAAGCGAGCCUCACAGAACAUCAGCCUCAGCUGUACCAGGUUCUGGAGGAGGGGAAGAGGCUCCUUCUGUCGGUCAGCUGCUCUGACUUGGAGAACCAGCUCACACAGCUGGGGGAACACUGGCUCUCCUCCACUACUAAAGUUAACAAAGAACUGCAUCGCCUCGACUCCACGCUCAAACACUGGAGCAGGUAUCAGAGGGAAUCAGCAGAGCUGAGGCACUGGCUGCAAUCUGCCCUCGACAGGCUAGAGUUCUGGACAACCCAGUCAGUGACGGUACCUCAGGAGUUGGAGACUGUUAGAGACCAUCUCUGUGCCUUCCUGGAGUUUUCCAAAGAGGUGGAUGCUAAAUCCUCACUACGUUCGUCUGUGCUGAGCACCGGCAACCGGCUUAUGCGACUGAAAAGAGUGGACACUGCUGGUCUGAGGACAGCGAUGGGCCAAGUAGACAUUCAGUGGGCCGAGCUGCUCACUCGUAUCCCCGUAGUGCAAGAGAAGCUCCAUCAGUUGCAAAUGGAGAAGCUUGCAUCAAGACAUGCUAUCACAGAGCUGAUGAGCUGGAUUACUCUGAUGGAGACUAUCAUAGAUGAAGAUCAGGAUAAGAUCAUAGGGACUGUAGGCUCAGAUGUGGUCAAGAACUUCUUGCAGAAGUACAAGGGUUUCCGCAUAGAUCUGACCUGUAAGCAGUUGACUGUUGACUUUGUAAACCAGUCGGUGCUGCAGAUCAGCAGUCAGGACGUGGAAGGAAAGCGGAGUGACAAAACGGACUUUGCUGAGAAGUUGGGAGCUAUGAACAGAAGAUGGCAGAUACUGCAGGGGCUCAUUGCUGAAAAGAUUCAGAUAUUGGAAGGACUAUUGGAAAGUUGGCUAGAGCAUGAAAAUGGCGUUCAGGCUUUGAAAACCUGGCUCACGCUUCAGGAGGAGAAGUUAAAGAAGAAACACAGGAUAGAGGAUGUAGCAUCAGUGCAGAAUGCACUCAAAGACUGUCAGGAGUGGGAGCAGCUAGUGAAAGAAAAAGAGAAGGAUCUAGAAAGGGCAGAGGAAAGAGGAAACGCUCUCAUUAAGGAUAAGAAAGGAGAUGCCUGUUGUGUUGUCAAGGAAACCCUUAAAGGGCUGCACCAGUCCUGGGCUAAUGUGGACCAAAAGGUUGGUCAGAUAAAGGUGAAUUUGCGGUCGGUUUUGGAGCAGUGGAUUCUGUACCAGCGAGCUUCAGAGGAGAUUAAUGGUUACCUGAUGGAGGGGAGAUAUUCUGUGUCCAGGCUGCACCUCCUUAAAGGGUCUCUAGAGGCGGUGCAGCAGCAGGUGGAAAGUCUGGAGAACCUGCAGGAGGAUAUGGAUAAACAGGAGAGCAGUUUCAGAAAGUUUGGAUCCAUUACACACCAGCUGCUGAAAGAGAGUCACCCAUCUGUAGCUGAAACGCUCAACAGAGCACUCCAGGAAGUUAAUGCCAGGUGGAAUCAUCUCCUUGAGCAGAUCUCAGAGCAGCUGAGGGGCAGUAAGUCCUUGCUGGGACUGUGGCAACGCCACAGGUUGUUGUACUGCCAGUGUGUGAAAGCAGUUCAGAAGCAGGAGGAACGUGCAGAUCGUCUGCUAAGGAGCGCCUCUGACAGGGAAAUCACAGAGGAGGAGAGCAGCACCUGGAUAAAAGGUUGCGACGAUUGCCUGAAUGACCAAAACUCAGUACAGCAGUUGCUUGAACAGCUGCAGGCAUUAGAGGAGCAGCUGAAGAGCCAAGUCGACGCCUCCUCCUCUGCAUCCCUCAGAUCUGACCAUCUGCAGCUCUCUCACCGCCUGGCAGUGCUGGAGCACGCCCUGCACAGGCAACAAGAAGUACUGCAGUGUGAAUCCCAAGCCUGCGAGGGUUUCCGAGAGCAGCUGGAGGCAUUGAUAUGUAAGGCGAAAGAGGCGGAGGAGGUGCUAAAGGAGUCUGACCCAGUCGGUACCCCAGACCUCACUGUGGUGCAGACGUCCUUAGAAAAACUCAAGGAAAACCUCCUGAAGCUGAGCAGUCUAUCUCCAGACCUGGAGCGCAUAAACGAGUUGGUCUACAGACUACCAGUCAGUGACAAAGAUGUUAAACGGCUCCAGAAUCUCAACAGAGCUUGGGCUGCUCACUCUGCCCACCUUACAGAAAGGUUCAGUAAACUUCAGUCAGUGUUGCUGCAGCAGCAGAGUUUCCUCCAAAAAUGUGAAGCCUGGAUGGAUUUCCUCUCUCAGACUGAGACGAAACUGGCUGCAGAGAUAUCAGGCAACUACCAGAGUCUGCUGGAGCAACAGAGAGACCAUGAGCUGUUCCAGGCAGAGAUGUUCAGCAGACAGCAGAUUCUUUACUCCAUCAUCAGCGAUGGCCAUCGGCUGUUGGAUCUGGGUCAAGUGGAUGACAGUGAUGACUUCAGUGUUAAGCUGGCUCUGCUGAGCAAUCAGUGGCAGUGUGUGGUGAGGCGUGCUCAGCAGCGGAGGGGCAUCAUCGACAGCCUGGUGUGGCAGUGGCAGAACUACCAGGAGAUGUCAGAGAAGCUGCGACGAUGGCUGCAGGAAGUGACCCGCGAUCCGGACGUACUUCAGCCGGGAGAGCCGGUGGCACUGCAGGAGGCCCGAAGCCUGCUGGGUCAGAUACAGCUCAGGGAGCGUGUGCUUCAGAGGCAGCAGGGAGUCUACAUCCUGAUGGUGGAGGCCGGCAGGAGCCUUCUGCUGUCGGCUGACGCCAGGGCAGAGUCUACUCUGCAGACGGAGCUCAUGGAGAUUCAGGACAGAUGGAGGCAUGCCCACCACCGCCUGGACCAGCAGAAGAGGGAGCUGCAUGGCUUGCUUAAGAACUGGGAGCGGUGUGAAAAGGGCAUUGACGUCUCUUUGGAGAAGCUCCGGGCCUUUAAGAGAAAGCUGUCCGUGCCGCUGCCGGAGCAUCAUGAGGAGCUUCACUCUGAGCAAAUGAGGUGCAAGGAGCUGAAGAGCAGUGUGGAGGGAUGGACCGAUGACCUUACUUCCUUGUUCAAGCUAAGGGAUUCCUUGGAGGGUUUGCUCAGCGCAGAUGAUGUCACAGUCUUACAGGAACGCCUGCAGCUGCUGCAGCGCCAGUGGGAGGAGGUUUGCCACCAGCUUUCCCUCCGCAGACAGCAGGUGAGCGAGAAGCUGAAUGAGUGGGCUGUUUUCAAUGAGAAGAACAAGGAGCUGUGUGAGUGGCUCACACAGAUGGAGAGCAAAGUCUCUCAGAAUGGAGACAUCAGUAUUGAGGAGAUGAUUGAAAAGCUACGGAAGGACUAUCAAGAGGAGAUCAGCGUCGCUCAGGAAAACAAGCAGCAGCUACAGACGAUGGGAGAGCGUCUGGCCAGAGCCAGCCAGGACAGCAAGGCAGCCGAGAUCCAACAUAAGCUCAGCAAAGUCGGCGAGCGCUGGCAGCACCUGCUGGACCUCAUUGCAGCCAGGGUGAAAAAGCUGCGGGAGACCCUGGUGGCCGUGCAGCAGCUGGAUAAAAACAUGAGCAGCCUCCGUUCUUGGCUCUCCCACAUUGAAGCAGAGCUCUCCAGGCCUAUCGUCUACGAAACCUGUGACAAGCAGGAGAUCCAGAGGAAGCUCAGCCAGCAGCAGGACCUGCAGCGGGACAUAGAGAAACACAGCACAGGUGUGGCGUCAGUCCUUAACUUGUGCGAAGUCCUGCUGCAUGACUGCGACGCCUGCUCCACAGAGACAGAGUGCGACUCCAUCCAGCAGGCAACCAGAGGCCUGGACAGACGCUGGAGGAACAUCUGCGCCAUGUCCAUGGAGAGGAGACUCAAAAUUGAAGAGACAUGGAGGUUGUGGCAGAAGUUUCUGGAUGAUUACUCCAAGUUCGAAGAUUGGCUGAAAGCAUCGGAGAAAACUGCAGCCCUGCCCAACUCCUCUGGUGUUCUCUAUACUGUGGCUAAGGAGGAGCUGAAGAAGUUUGAGGCCUUCCAGCGCCAGGUGCAAGAAUGUUUGACCCAGUUGGAGCUCAUCAACAAACAGUACCGCCGACUGGCCCGAGAGAACCGUACAGACUCCUCCCACCGCCUCAGAGAAAUGGUGCAUGAUGGGAACAAACGAUGGGAUCACCUACAAAAAAGAGUGGCUGCCAUCCUUCGCAGAUUAAAGCACUUCAUCAGCCAGCGGGAGGAGUUUGAGACGGCCCGGGACAGCAUCCUGGUGUGGCUCACUGAGAUGGACCUCCAGUUGACCAACAUUGAACAUUUCUCUGAGUGUGACGUGCAGGCCAAAAUAAAACAGCUCCGAGCAUUCCAGCAAGAGAUCUAUCUGAACACAGCGAAGAUAGAGCUCGUGUUUCGCCAGGGCGAAGCUCUGAUUGAGAAGAGCGAACCUCUGGAUGCCGCCGUCAUUGAGGAGGAGCUGGAGGAGCUGCAGAGAUACUGUCAGGAGGUGUUUGGGAGAGUGGACAGAUAUUACAAGAAGCUCACGAGACUGCCUUUGGCCGAUGAUGAUCUGGACGGCUCAGACAGAGAGUUGGACGUGGAAGAUAGUGGAGACCUCCCCGAUCUUCAGUGGAGCGAGUCCCCGGUCCCGCGGCCUUCGAGCCGACCCACUUCAGGCACAGCGGCGCUCAUUCGGGCAGACCGCUCCGGCAGAGACACUCCGGCCAGUGUGGACUCCAUCCCCUUAGAGUGGGACCACGACUACGACCUCAGCAGAGGCUUGGAUAGUCCCAGAGGGCGGAGUGACUCAGACAGGACCCCAGACCACGAAGAGAAGGAUGAAUACCUGAGGACCAGCGUUACUGUGUUGUCAGGUGAGCCAGGCCAGCUGGAGGCCAGUUUGAGACAGCUGGACCAGGCUCUGGAUGCAGGACGCUACCACCUGCAGCAGAGAGAGGCCUCUGCUAGCCGCUCCAGCUCAGACGUGGACUCCACAUACAUGGGCUACAUGCGUCUGAUGGGAGAGUGUCGCGGCAGCAUCGACGCAGUAAAAAAAGCAGAAGGAGAGCUGACCGAGGACGAGGAUGACAUGCCAGGACUCACCAACCCGGCCAGCGCAGAGACGCAGAGCAAAGGUGUAAUUGAACGCUGGGAGCUGAUCCAGGCUCAGUCGCUGAGCGAGAAGCACAGACAAAAACAGAACCUGCGGCAGUGGCAGCAGCUGAUCUCAGAGCUGCAGACCAUGAGGGCCUGGCUGGGUCAGUCUGAGGCUGAGCUUAGUCGGCUGCGAGGGCUGGACGUCAGCACCAACAUUCACACCAUCCAGCAGCGAAUCAAGAAGCUCAAGGAGCUGCAGAAAGCGAUGGAUUCUCACAAGUCACAGGUCCUCUCUAUAAACCUGAGCAGCGCAGACUUCCUGCAGUCAGAACCCGACUCAGAGGAGGCCUGGGAACUGAGGGAUCGGCUAAAGGAGAUGAACUCGCACUGGGAACGGCUCAGUAACUCGCUUGAAGACUGGAGGGAGGAACUGCAGAGGGCGCUCAUGCAGUGUCAGGAGUUCCAUGAGAUGAGUCACGGUCUGCUGCUGUGGUUGGAGAACAUUGACCGCAGGAGGAACGAGGUGGUGCCCAUCCCUCAGAGAGCCGACUAUGAAACAUUACGACAUCAUCACAAAACACUGAUGCAAAUCAAGUGUGAGCUGUUGGACUCACAGCAGAAAGCUACUUCUCUUCAGGAGCUUUCCACUCAGCUGCUGGUCAACGCGAAGCCCCUGUCUCUCCAGACCCCAGGGCAAAACCAGUCCCAUGGCAGUGAGUGUCUAGAAGCACGAGAAAAGGUCCAUGUUAUCUGGAAUAGGCUGCGGCUCCUUCAGAGGGAGGUAAGCUCAGACCUGGAGCUGCUGGAGAAGAGACUGGAGGCCGUGGAGGCACAGCAGGAUUACCUGUCUGGACCUAUUGGAAGAUCCCAAAUCCGCGGAUCUGCUGGUCCCAGGACAGAGAAGGCCGUUCAAAGACGAAAACAAUCGCCUCGAAGCAAAACUAGUCAGGCCCACCCAGGACACGCUGAGAGCGGCUCGCGCCACAGCCGGAGCCGAUGGCCAGGCGCCGCUGGCUGCGUUUCCUCCCGUUCUGACCUUCUAGACGGCGUCUCCUCGCAGUCCUCCUCCUCAAACCACAAGUCCUUCCUGCUUCGUGUCCUCAGGGCCGCGCUCCCCGUCCAGCUUCUCCUGCUGCUCCUCAUCGGCCUGGCCUGCCUGGUACCCAUGACGGAGGAGGACUAUAGCUGCCAUCAUGCCAACAACUUCGCCCGCUCCUUCCAUCCGAUGCUGCGCUACACCAACGGACCUCCGCCCAUAUGAGGAGCGGCAGACUUCAUCUUCCUACUUCUUUGCCAAGGACUUCUCUGAAUGUUUCCUCUUCACUUUGUGCCCUCAAGCAGUAAACUUUUCAACCUGCGUAAUGAAGUAUUUCUCUCAUAAUUGUUGCACACCCUUCAACCCUUUAACGAAGUGGACCUUCAUACGAUCAAUGCUUUUUCUCAGUCCAGAUAGUUCUGGUUUAACUUAAAUGUGUAUAUAUAUUUUUUUUAAACUCACGUUAAAUCAUUUUAACGAACAAAGCACUAUUUAUGUAAUGUAUGUUGGGAGCCAAAGUCAGCCAUGCUUUUUGUCCAUGAUAUACAGCUGCUAGUAUUUAUUUAGUGUUCAAUCAGCUUGGAGCUGAUCAAGCUAAAGUAUCCCUCCAGUGAGGGAUACGUGUACCUGUAAAUUGUAGAGUAGCCUUGCAGGUUGAGUAGCAAUCAUUCAGUCUAUGUGUGAAGAGUUUCAUUUUAAGAUGUCACCUUUGAGGAUAUUCUCAGAUUUAAAAGAACAAACUGACUGAAGCAGCACAGAAACUCCUCUGAAGUUUGGGAUGUAGCAUCAUUUUUGGGUUUAAAAAUGACCUGCCUGACUCUAUAAAUGAAGAUUUCACAUGUUAAAGCAAAAAUAUUUUGAAGCACUGUUUUAAAAAAAAAAAAAAAAGGUACCGCACUGAAGCCCUCUGUUAAAGCUAAGGCUUGCAUCCCAACUAGGAAAGUUGGUAAAAGAACACAUUUUAUUUCUAAAUUAAAAAAUAAAAUCACUUGCUUUGUAAAUUAUUGCUUAAAUUGUCUUUGAAAAGAGGUCGGGGUUUUUUGUACUUUUUGGUUGAGCAUGCACUUGAAGGUCUCCUGUGCUUAACGAAGCCAAACAAUCACUGCUAGUGUUUUAGUGAAUGGCUGUGACACGAUAAAAGUGUGCUUUGUAAUUACCGUCUAAUUACUCCAGAAACACUGCAUUGUUAUAACUAAUUCUGUAAAAAUAAAAAAAAAUAAAAAACAUAAAUUGUUAUUUAUGUAUGUACAGUUUGGAAGAUUACUCUUUUUGCAAAUAAUAAAACAUGAAGUAUUUA